CUAUGUCAACAGCAUUGUUUUUAUCCUGUGACCUAUGUUUUUACGAACUAACAAAUUAAUAACAAUUAACAAUAUUUUUUUAAAUUUCUACGUUCAAUCUUAACUUAACGUGUAUCUUAAUAUGUUAUAAUCGCCUCAAUUUUUGGAACGUUGUUAUAAGGAUAUUUUAAUAUUGUCAAAUUAUCAACAAUGGCAGACAUGCUGACUAUCGGUCGCUCUGCGAUGAAAGACAGGUCUACCGCGCAUCUUCGAAUUUAUGUUGCCGGUAUUAUGGAAGAAGACUCAUCUAUUGACGAAGUGUACAAUCACUUUAUCCCAUAUGGACCUAUUGAUGGAAUCGUCAUUAACAGGAUAUUCGGCUUUGUACAGUUUCGAAAUGAAUCAAGUGCUCAAGAUGCAAUAUCUAAAGCAAAUGGCUCUAUAUUCAAAGGACGGAAACUGAUUGUCAAAUCAGUUAUGAAAAACGAUAAACUUCAGAGUGAUAUGGUUUCGGUACAGCCAGAUGUACCUCCAGCUGUUGCUCUGAAUGAUAAUCUUCCAAUGACGGUAGAAGAUAAUCAAGAUGAUCUUUAUGAUAACCAAGGGAACUAUGUUGGAGAAAAAGAAGAAGAUAUGCAUGAAGAGAUUUAUAAUAGGAGUUGGAAUGACAACCGCGAGCCACCAGGCAUGAGAGGCAGGGGUCGCGGGGGGCCGAGGGGUCGUGGGAGGGGACGCGGUGCUCCGGCCUUCCGUGAGAGAUCUCCGGGAAGAGGUGAAUGGCAAGAAAGAGAACGCUUCGAACGGUAUCCGGAAUAUCCGCGGAAACUGCCAGUACCCGAACGUAAUGAUUGCGAGAUUAUUGUUGUAUCGAAAAUGCUCACUGAAUAUGCCGAAUACAUUGAGGGUAGAUUAAAAAGGCUUGGAAUAGUCGUGGACCUUUUGUUUCCAAUGGAAGAUGUGCCAAUUGGCAAAGUAUUGGGAAAUAUUGCCUCCCGAGGCUGCCUUUAUGCAAUACUUGUGAUGCAAGAGAAUCAAGAACAUAGGUCAAUGACACUUACUAUUUUACAUGGAUUGCCUCAAGAGCACAGAAACAUGCCCCUAGAAGAUGCCUUACAAUUAAUAUCGAGGAACUACCAAGAGGUACAGCGAGGAGGUCCCUCAGGAAGAGAAGCUGUGUAUGCCUUACUUGGACAAUUGGCUGAUGGAAGAAACUUAACUGUGAUGCAGUAUGAUAAAGUUCUUGAAUAUUUAAAGGAAAAGCGAGGACAGCAAGUAAAAAUAGAGUUAGGUGAGCCCCUACCACCGGCUGCAUCAACUAAUAAGACACAAGUGGACUUGCAACAGAGAAUUCUCAACAUCCUUAAUGAUAAGAAGGAAGUGCAGCCCCCUAAAACCGCACCACCCAAACCUGACAAAGCCCAACUAUUCAAUGACCCGACUGUAAGAAAGGCCCUAGAUAGUAUUUUGCACAAAUUUGUUUAAAAUGUGAAUAAUAAAUAUAAUUUAGUUUGUUAUGGCCCAAAAUAAAAUUGAUCACUAUGCUGCUAUUUCAUAGAAUGUCCAUAUAUUAAGCUAACAGAUAAAUUAUAAAGAAUGGCAGUAGACAAUCAGAGCCUUCUUUGACAGACUUAAAAAACCGAUGGUUAAUUCGACGUGUAUUAUAUACAUUUGAGUUUAGUCAGCCAUUUAUUUAAAUUAUCAUUUCGACUUUCGGGCCACAACAAAUAUAUUGUGGUGUGAAUGAAUUAAUAAAAUGUAAAUAAACAA
Messenger RNA from Pieris napi, 1746 nucleotides. RefSeq names its product nuclear receptor coactivator 5 (gene Neos). Gene Ontology annotation, molecular function: RNA binding. The record is from RefSeq and is a predicted model, not a curated record. Bases 190 to 1461 code for a protein of 423 amino acids. Lineage: Eukaryota; Metazoa; Arthropoda; Insecta; Lepidoptera; Pieridae. The transcript has 8 exons.